Adineta ricciae is the source of this 675-nucleotide messenger RNA. NCBI's taxonomy places the organism in Eukaryota, Metazoa, Rotifera, Eurotatoria, Adinetida, Adinetidae. The record is from the annotation of a GenBank genome assembly.
AUGUCUGAGUCAACAGAAGCCUAUGAGUAUUUAUUCAAAUUUCUGAUCAUUGGCAGUGCAUCAACCGGAAAAUCUUGUAUUUUGCAUCAAUUCCUCGAAAAUAAAUUUAAAGAAGAUAUUACACAUACUAUCGGCGCUGAGUUCGGUUCGAAAGUGAUUAAUGUAAAUCAGAAAAAUGUCAAAUUGCAAAUUUGGGAUACAGCUGGCCAAGAACGAUUUCGAUCGGUAACACGUAGUUAUUACCGUGGAGCAUCGGGUGCCUUGUUAGUCUACGAUAUCGCAAAUCGAGAAAGUUACAACGCCGUUGCUAAUUGGUUAUCCGAUGCUCGUUCAUUGGCCAGUCCGAAUAUUGUUAUUAUAUUAUGUGGAAAUAAGAAAGAUUUAGAUGAACAACGACAGGUGACUUUCGACGAAGCCAAUCGAUUUGCUGAAGGAAAUGAUCUAAUGUUUCUGGAAACAUCUGCCAAAACGAAUGAAAAUAUCACGGAAAGUUUUCUGAACUGUGCACAGAAGAUUCUAAACAAGAUCGAAUCAGGUAGUAUUGAUCCGUAUCGAAUGUAUUCAGGCAUUCAAUUUAAUCGAUCACAAGCUGCUAAUCGAUAUAAUCCAAAUGCCAAUGAUAGUUCCGCUAAUGAAAGAUUACAAAAAUCAACAAAUAAUUGUGCAUCAUGUUAA